GCAUGCGCACUGCCAGGCCUGGGCUCCGGGACGCGGCGCGAGCUCCGCAGCCAGCUGCCAGCGCUGCCGAGCAGCGAAUUGCUUUUGCAAAGGCCGGGCCGGGCAGGCAGGCUGCGGCGCCGCGCUGCACGGGGCUCCCAAGCCUCCUCCGGCCUUCCCGCAGCGGCUGAUCCCCCGCCCACCGCCCUGUGCUCCCCGCACCACUCCCCACCCCUUGAUUUUAAGCCCCUUGGAGGUGGGCCCGUGCAUUGGAUGCUCCCUCCGAGCAAGCAGGGUCCUUCUCCCUUUGCAUGCUUCUGCCCACCCUCCGCGGGAGCUGGGCCGCCCACCCCCACCCCCCAUCUACAAUAUUCACGCCCCGCGCCCCGUUGCCUUUAGCGUGCAGCGUUGCACCGGUCGUAGGGCUGCAGCCGCCCCCUCCCACGCCUUUGCACGCCCACCUUUCCUGCAUUGGCGGUCGGAGGUCGGGAGAGAGCCACCCACCCACCCUCGAACCCGGGGCUGAGUGCUGCGUGGAUCCCGCCGAUCCCUGGGGCCAGGAUUCCCAGCCCUGAGCUGUGGUCUCCAUCGCCCGCAUGACCGCAUCUCCUCUUCUUCCUUCCUUUCUCUGGUCUGUGGUCCAAGCGGCACACCCCUCCCGUGCCCUCUUCUUCCCAUCGCCCUCCUCCCCUGUAGUGCCUUUGCGCUGGCCCUCUCUCAUUAAAUCCAGCUGUCUGGAGGCUUCGUCACCCGACGACACCGGGCGAUUGCCGCUGUCCUAAGCUGCCUCCCUGGCACCCAGAUCUCUGCAUGCUCAAGGAUGCCCACCUCCUGGGCCUCCCAUCUCUUGCUCUGAGCACCUGCUCUCCACCCCGGCAGCAAAAGGUUGCACCUUCGGCUCUGUCUGCUUGGGCCGCCCUCUCCGUAUUGGACGCCUCUCUGGGACUGAGAAGCAGCAGCAUCCCCAAAGGUACUCCUCGCCCUGCCUGGCCUGGUUGGCAUUGCGCUCUCUCCCUGUGGGGUGCUGCCCCCUCUCCCCGGCGCUGAGAUGAGCUUCUUUGGCUUUGGACAGAGUGCCGAGUUGGAACUGGUUCUGAGCGACGCGGAGAGCAGGCGCCGGGCAGAACAUAAGACUGAGGAGGGCAAGAAGGAGAAAUAUUUCCUCUUCUAUGAUGGCGAGACGGUGUCGGGCCGGGUCAUCCUCACCCUCAAGCACCCAAACAAGCGGCUGGAGCACCAAGGCAUCAAGGUGGAGUUCAUCGGGCAGAUUGAGCUAUAUUACGACCGAGGGAACCACCAUGAGUUUGUGUCCCUGGUGAAGGACUUGGCCCGUCCGGGCGAAUUCACCCAGUCCCAGACUUUUGACUUUGAAUUCACGCAUGUGGAGAAGCCGUACGAGUCGUACACUGGGCAGAAUGUCAAAUUAAGGUAUUUCCUUCGCGCGACUGUGAGCCGCAGGCUGAACGAUGUCGUGAAGGAGAUGGACAUUGUUGUCCACACGCUAAGCACGUACCCGGAACUCAACUCCUCCAUCAAGAUGGAGGUGGGGAUUGAAGACUGCCUGCACAUUGAGUUUGAGUACAAUAAGUCCAAAUACCAUUUAAAAGACGUGAUUGUCGGGAAGAUCUACUUCCUGCUAGUGCGAAUCAAGAUCAAACACAUGGAGAUCGACAUCAUCAAGAGGGAAACCACAGGAACCGGACCCAAUGUCUACCACGAAAAUGAUACAAUAGCGAAAUAUGAGAUCAUGGAUGGAGCACCGGUGAGAGGGGAAUCCAUCCCUAUCAGGCUCUUCCUAGCUGGCUACGAGCUGACGCCAACCAUGAGAGACAUCAACAAGAAGUUCUCGGUGCGCUAUUACCUCAACCUGGUCCUGAUCGACGAGGAGGAACGGCGCUAUUUUAAGCAGCAGGAGGUGGUGCUGUGGCGCAAAGGGGACAUUGUGCGGAAGAGCAUGUCCCAUCAGGCCGCGAUUGCCUCCCAGCGGUUUGAAGGGACGUCCUCCCAGACAGAGAGCCGGAUGGCCAGCCAGCCUGCAGAGAACAACGGUCGUCAGUGAGAAGCUCCCUGUGUGAGGCUUCUGCCACUGUGGUCAAGGCCUGGAGACGCAGGCAAAGAAGGAGAACACAGAACGGAUCUUUUCAACAGAGACUUGAGAACACAAAUCAUCUGUUGGGUUGGGUGUGUGUGCGCGUGUGUGUGUGUUUCCCCCCUCACUUCAUUCCUUUUCUCCUGAGGACUAGCAGCUUGCAGGAUGGGGAGAGAGUAGAUGCAGUGGCAGGUGCAAGGCUUGCCCCUUUCCGUUUCUCGGCGGGGCAGCUCAGAUGCUUCAUAAGUGUGAGAGGAAUGGCAGAGAGGCGCUGGGUGUUCUCAGACACGACGCUAAAAAGCACUUUUUAAAAAAUGUAGACAUUGACCUUCCUUAGUUGAGAUUGUACAUUCAAGGUUUUUAUUAAGAGCAACAGAAGAACUCUUCCCCCUUUUGGAAAAGGCGCUGGAGGGGCUCAAAGGUGCAUUGAGCAUACAUGUGCAAAGAUGCUCUUCGUCGAGCGCAGGGCUGCACAGCUUCUGCCCUCCUGCAGGACUACAGCUCCCAUCAUCCCUGACUAUUGGCUGCUGUGGCUGGGGAUGAUGGGAGUUGUAGUUCAAAAGGGGCUUGGCGAGGGCACUGCUACAGCACUGGUCUAGUAUUCCCCAAAUUUCCAAGAGGUGCGGGAACGCACCUCUUGUAAUCUGAGCCACGCUUCACUCUUACCCCCUCAAAGAUGUACUUCUGCAGUUUGGGAAGGGGUAGCUGUUCCUGUCAGCGUGUGAUGGGGCUGGCUGCUUUUUAAUCAUUCCGUAAAUAGCAGCCACUCACACCUGAGGAGGGAGGCCAGGCCAGAGCAGUCAGUCCAACAGAGGUGCGACAGGCCACCUCCUCAAUAGGUGCUUUGGCCUUGCAGUAGGAAGAUGCCGUAUACUGAGUCAGACCCUUGGUCCAUCUAGCUCAGUAUGGUCUCUGCACUGACUGGCAGUUUGAACCUGGGACCUUCUGCAAGCAGAGCAGAUGCUCUACACUAAAGCUUUGGACCCACUCCAGUUUUGAUUGAUUUAGGGUAUUGAGUACAGUACUCUGCUCUCACAGCCUGAUUUGGGAAGUGUUGCCAGUAGGGCAGCAAAAGUCCGGGGCGGGGAGGCCAUUUCAUCUCCGCCUCAUCGGAAAGGGACAGUCCAUCUAGCCCAAAGGGGGUUAUUCUGCCAGCUGGGGUGAUCAGGACCAUCUGUGGGCGCAGGGUAUGCUCAUUUUGGUUUUUGACAAGGUGACUAGAGAUGGAAAAGAGGUGAUUGCAUGUUAGCCCUUCUAGCUUUCAGCGUGUUCUCAUGCUUGUAUUGUUCCAGCCUUUGGAGCUGCAGUGGCCAGACUUACAAGGGUGUGUUAAAAGUUUUAAAAACACCAAAAGCUAGUAUAAAAGGUCAUAGAUGUUGUCAGUGGGAUGGAAAUGGAGAUUGGCAGGAAUGUUCUCCAAAGGUGACUCCCUGGGCAGAGCACAAUAACUGGUUCAUUGUUCCCUGGAGCCUUUCCCCUGUGCAAAAAUGACUGCAAUUUUAUGCUAAUGGUUUGGAGUAGGCAAGUAGUAAUAGUAUCUAUUGGAGCCUGCGGCGAGAAUAAGGGAUAAGGAAGGGGUGAUGACACACAUACAGCUGCUAGUGCAACAGUGCUAUCAUCUAUUUCUGAUCUUUAGCCGGAUAGAUGUUGCCAAAAACCACGACGAGAAUUCGUCCCGAGAUGGUACUUAUGGCCACCAUUUUUGGUCCUGGCUAAUCUGGUCCGUCUGGCCUGAGAUUUGAAAUGGGAGACGUCUUUCGCUGGAUCUCCUAACUGAGAUCAUUUGACUGGGGCUGCCUGGGGAUUGAACUUGGGACCAUCUGCAUCCAAAUGGGUGCUCUAUUGCUGUGCUGCUGCCCUGAAACAGCAGUGGUUGACCCUGCCUGCAAGGGAACCUUUUGGGAUGCAAGAAUCCCAUGGAUUCCCUUUUAAUUCAGAAAAAGUGGGCUUUGGCUACUGGACGUUUGGGGAACACUGCCAUCACCCAGCAUUUGGCCACAAGUUCCUAAGUGCCCCUGACCUGGAAAACCGUACCCCCAAUGCAAAGGGUCUGCCCCCCUCCCACUACAGCAAACGGGCAUAAACUUGGAAGUAAUUUGAACAAAUAGGCUUGCAGAGUAAAUAGGUGUGUAUUGUCAUGUAAGCAUGGGUCGCUCUUUUGCUAAUUGAUCAUUGAACUUGUCUACAGAUCGCCUCAGUCGCUGCCUCCCCACUUCCACCCCAUUUGUGAUAAAUGUUCGCUUUCUCUCGCAGGAGUGGACCUAAAAUACUGAAUCUUGAUUCCAAAGAAUCAGAAACUUGUGAUUUCGAGAAACAGCUCUUCUCCCCUCUUUGCAAAUGAAACUGUUCUACUUUAGAUAAUGUAAUAGCAUAGGAAACAUUUCUAUAAUUUGCCUUCUGACUUCAGCACUUUUAAGAUUUAUGUUUUAAGCUGCUGUCUUGGUAUAUACGUCAUGGUGGAUUGGAGCAAGCUUUAUUAUUGUCUUUCAUUGCUUAUUCUGCACAGACAUGGUUAGGGAGGUUUCUGUCACUUGACAGACCGAAAGCGACAUGAGCCAGCUGGGGUGUCCAGUACCAUUCGUAGGGGUGAGUGUUCAUUGUGAUUUCUGACACGGUCUGCACCCCUAGGGAUGGAAAAUAGAUGAUAGCAUUGCAGUAUUUUCAGCUUUUGGUGUGCUAUCAUGCUUUUAUUGUCCUGACCACUGAGCCUACAGUGGCCAAUUUCACACGAGUGUUCUCAAAGUUUGUUUUUUAAAAAAAAUUAAAAACACAAUUACAGUAAAAUUGUAUGGAUGUUACCAGAAGAAUGGAACUGCAAAUUGUCCUCGAAAGAUUACUUCAUGGGGAAAAUAUGACAAUUUGUUCAUUGUUACCCUAACCGUUACCUUCACCUUUGCUCUGUGCAGAAAUGUCUGCUUCUCUUCAUGUGGGGGGUUGGUGGCCAGCAAAAGCCAUAGAUCUCAGUCCCUAGAAUUGUGGAUGAUUUCUUCUGUGUCCAUUUCUAGCCAUUCUUUCAGGUCAUCGAUCCACCCCUUCUUCCUCCUUCCUCUUGAUCAUUUUCCUGCUAGCUUUCCUUCUACUGUUAGUGGUGGUAUUUGAUAAUUUACUCCUCUGAGGAUAUGUCCACAAUUCUCUGGUUUACGUCUCUUGAUUGGUCUGUAUCAUUUGUUUGUGUUUUUGCUUUUCGGAGUACUUCAUUUGUUGUUCGGCUGGUCUAUUUAAUCUUGAGUAUUCUUCUGAGACACCACAUCUCAAAGGCUCCCAGUUUUUUAUGUGCUUCUUUCUUGAUGGUCCAGAUUUCACAUCUGCAAUUGUAACUCUAAAAUGACUGCAAUUUUAUGCAAAUUGUUUAGUGGGGGUAGGGAUAAAGAAGGGGUAAUAGCACUCAGAAAGCAGUAAGUGCAACAAGGCUAUUGUCUGUUUCCCCAUCUCUUGCGGGAGAGACGUUGCAAAACAAUCACAAUAAGCAUCUUCAGCCCAAAAUGGCACAGAUGGCCAAAAUUUGUGGGCCAGGUUCAUGGACUCUUUGGUGCAUUCACAGCUGCAGGAGCUGGAGCAAGAUUUCACUCCAGCUCUUCCACAAAUAUUGAAUGCAUGAGAGAAUCCACUGGCAGUUGUAAUGAGUAGGAGGAUGCCUUAGAUCCUGUUUCUUUUGGAAUAAGUUUCCUGUCCAUAAUGAGAUCUCUCUUUCUACUUGCCAAAGUGAGUUUUAGUUUCACGCUUUGAUCAUUGACGGGCGCAUAGAGAUACUCCUUUGUCUAGCUAGGGAGUUCUCCGAUGUGCCAGGGGCAUCCAUCACCUCCUACUCUGUGAACAUUUUUCAUGUUUGCCGUGCCUGCGCUAAGCAGGGAAGACACUAUUUGCUGGGGAGCAACAGCAGGAGAGAGGGCAUGCCUUCAUCUCCUGCCUGUGAGCUUCUUAGGGGCAUUGGGUGGGCCACGGUAGGAAACAGGAUGCUGGGCUACAUAGGCUUGGAGUCUGAUCCAGCAGGACUGUUUUUAUGACACUUCCUUGGUCUUUGGAUGCAAGAAACCAGUAUCGAAGUCGGAAAACCUUCUUCCCUAGAUUGAAGCAAAAGGUGGUUACUUUGAGACAUCAAGGAAGAGAGAACAGCUAAUUCUUCUAAACCAAGGGUUUCUCAAACUUGAGUCCCCCGAUGUUUGACUACAACUUCUACCAUCCUCAGCCAACAUACGAGGACCCAAAUUUGAGCAACCCUGUCCUAAACCAUCACUGCCCUUCUCUAGUUCCUCUUUCGGAUGUGAUGUCUUUGCUGUGUCAAACUGGUGAUAAAAUUUCCCAUUGUGUCCAUAACAACUUUAACCAUUGACUGGUGAUCAUCCAAACAUCCUUCCAGAUUGAGAAUCAUGCUGUGCUGGCUGUCUCUUGUUGCCCAUACAUGGAUUUCUUAACUGAUGGUUCUAUAUGCACGGUGCCUGUUCUUCAGGACUACAGAGAAAUCUAAAUGUGAAACGAAAUGUGUGUGUGUAAUUUUUUUCCAAGCAAAUAUUUUCCAAUUGUACAUAUGUCUGGUGGCAACUUUGAAUUGAAAGGCGAAGUUUGUCAGCAUUUAGGCGAUGAAUCCUUAAGUUUUUGUUUUUAAGUUAAUACCAUAUUCUCAUGUUGUAUAUAGAUUGGUGGCUCUUAACCUUUGCUGUAUUAGGGAUGCUGUGUUAGUUUGCCUGUUCCUCAAGCAUCACAUUUUCUUACUGAACCCUGUAUAAGCAGUUUGAAAGGUCUGCACGCCUUGAUUCCACAGACGUGCAGAAAAAGCACCAGAUGUGGUCGCAAGUGUUAAAACAAAGGUUCCUGAGGAUUUUUGCUUUCAUUUUCUUUUUGUUAUUUAAAGUGACUUCUUUACCCUUGCAAUUGCAAAAAUAUGGUUGAAGGUCGCUGGCUACUUUGUGAAAUCUCAGAAGCCACAAAAAGUGUCUCUUGAGUUAAGAUUUUCAAAAUUAAGAUUUGCGAAAUCUUCAGAAAAGUUACGAUUUUUCAGGGCUUUCAUCCCCUGCAUAGGUUAUCAUCUUCUCUUCAUGACUAAUAUGAGCAGAGAAAAUUAUUCAGAACUGUGACACAUUUUAUAUCGUGUGCUAACUUCAACCAACUUGUUUUGAUGCAAACCCCUCCGAAUACCUCUGGUGCACCUGUCUAAACUUCCCCUCCGCUCGAGAUCCGUUUCCACGAAAUCCUCUCCAGUUAUAUCAAUGCCCUUUCCACCACCUCUGAUCAUUCCUAGAAAAAGCCAUGUUAAAGUUCAUCUCUAGUACAAGAUGGCAUGGAAGAUGAGCCCAUAUUUGACCUGGCUGUCUGCUCUUCCGGAAAGCUCCGUAGGGGUGGUGGGGACUCAACAAGUACUCAGUUAAGCAGUGCAACUUGUACAUUUGAAGCCUCCGCAUUGUUUACAUGUUUCUGAAUUCAUCGUCUUUUAAAUGGUUGUAUUUUUAAAUGAUGGGAGGUUUUUUUCUUUCUCUCCAAUUAAAAAGGAGCCAUACUAGGCUUUCAGUG
This is a messenger RNA of Hemicordylus capensis (graceful crag lizard), 7573 nucleotides long. It is a transcript of the gene VPS26B, whose product is annotated as VPS26 retromer complex component B. NCBI's taxonomy places the organism in Eukaryota, Metazoa, Chordata, Lepidosauria, Squamata, Cordylidae. The transcript is spliced from 6 exons. Bases 1028 to 2038 code for a protein of 336 amino acids. Gene Ontology annotation, cellular component: endosome; retromer complex. The record is from RefSeq and is a predicted model, not a curated record. Gene Ontology annotation, biological process: retrograde transport, endosome to Golgi; intracellular protein transport.